Molecule: messenger RNA, 1184 nt
Organism: Amoebophrya sp. A25
Lineage: Eukaryota; Dinophyceae; Syndiniales; Amoebophryaceae
Source: the annotation of a GenBank genome assembly
AUGUGCUUGGAUGUAAAAGCCAUUCGCUGCGGUUCUGUUUCCGAUUCUGAGGGCUUCCAAAAUGUACUGGCAGAAAUUUUGCAGAAUCAACUGGGCUCGUCUCGGGGCAGAUCGCGUUCCGCAUCUUGUGGCCUCGCAAAAUGUUUUCCAGCUGGUUGCCCUUCUUCGGGUUCUAGAGACCGUAGUUCGAGGCAACAAUUAGUCUCCAGCUUCGCAGAAUAUAAGCUCUACGCGCAGGAUGGCUUUUUUUCCCACGAUCUGGCCAUUGUGAUCAAGCCGCACGGAAAGCAGCAGGAUAAUAACUUAUGAAACUCCUCCGAAAUACUGAUCUUUUUAGAAAGUCCUAGGUUCAUCUUAUUAUGAAACUGUGCUAGAAACUACAUCUACAAGAAGGUGAAGGAAGGUGAGAGCUCCUAAUAUCUACCUUGCCCUGCGUUCGCGACGAUUUCGCAGGGACGAUCCAAAAAGGAAAGAAUAGAAAUAGAAGUACAUCAUGUUCCUUAGCAGACCCUUUAACCUUAUAAUUCUCCUACGCGGCAUCCCCACCCCAUCUUUCUCUUCAUCCCCAUUGCUGGAUUUGUACUACCGACCGACGGUCGACGAAGAAAAGGGCAUCCUGGAGCCGGCAUCGAAUUGGGCUCGCCGUGCGUCCUUGAUGGUGAGUGCUCGCAGUGUAUCGUCUCACCAACCAGACGGCUCAUGGGAACUCCGCUAUCCGCGCCAAAGAAUCUUUGUGUGUUGCGCCGAAACCCCCAACUUGAUGAACAAGUGGGUCAGCAUGUUGAGCAUGUAACGUUCGUUUUCUGGUUUUUGGGACACGUGACAAAAUGGUUCAGACUGUUCAACAUGGUAUUCUUUGGCUGACGAGACUAAAUUUGUUGAUUUUGACAAUACAUGGAUUCUGAGAUAUUAAUAUUUUUCUGUGAUUGGCGGUAAAAGAAAAUUCAUGUAGAAUUCAUGCCCCGAUUCCCGACACGGAAAGUAAUCUUCUACAAAGAACCGCUCAUAAACUUUCAAUCGCGCGACUGAAUGCGGUGACGAGAGAAAGAGACCAAAAAUAUUGUUUGCUGCGAUUCUCCAUGUCGAUUCUCUUUGGAUUUUAUUUUUCACGCAAGCAGGUGACAAGACAAAUACUUUGUUCUGAUUGGGAGUACAAUGUAGUGUGCAGCACGACUUUUUCUGAU